Molecule: messenger RNA, 3334 nt
Organism: Podarcis raffonei (Aeolian wall lizard)
Lineage: Eukaryota; Metazoa; Chordata; Lepidosauria; Squamata; Lacertidae
Gene: STX2
Product: syntaxin 2
Exons: 11
Coding region: 172-1041 (289 amino acids)
Biological process (GO): exocytosis; synaptic vesicle fusion to presynaptic active zone membrane; intracellular protein transport
Cellular component (GO): endomembrane system; plasma membrane; presynaptic active zone membrane
Molecular function (GO): SNARE binding; SNAP receptor activity
Source: RefSeq, a predicted model, not a curated record
GCGGGAGGCGGUGGUUGCCCUGGCAUCGCAGCUGAGGGAGCCGCAGCCCGUGAGGGGGACGACGGAGGGGAAGCGGGCGGAGAGGCGGCGGAGGCGCCCCUGAAGCCCCGGGAGCGGCCGGAGGAGGAGGAGGAGGAGGCAGAGGGCCGCCGGGGCCCCGUCUUGGCCGACAUGAGGGACCGCCUGGCCGAGCUGGCAGCGCGCACCCAAAAUGAAGAUGGAGAGGCAUCUGUUGUUGUUGAAAAUGACCAUUAUAUGGAAGACUUCUUCCAGCAGGUUGAGGAAGUUAGAAAGUACAUUACAAAAAUAGCAGACGUUGUGGAAGAAGUGAAGAAGAAGCACAGCGUUAUUCUUUCUGCCACACAUCCUAAAGACAAAACAAAGGAAGAACUUGAAGAACUGAACAAAGAGAUCAGGAAAACAGCAAAUAUCGUUCGUGCUAAGUUGAAAACCAUAGAACAAAAUUUAGCUCGACAUGAUAAUGUUAAUCGAACUUCAGCUGAUGUCAGAAUACGAAAAUCACAGCAUACAGUGUUGGCCCGGAAGUUUGUGGAGGUCAUGACAACAUAUAAUACAACCCAGACAUGCUUUCGGGAACGUACCAAGGAUCAGAUACGGCGGCAGCUAGAAAUAACUGGAAAAAACACUUCUGAUGAAGAGCUGGAAGAAAUGCUGGAAAGUGGCAAUCUUUCUAUCUUCACUUCUGACAUUAUUUUAGACACCAAAAUUACUAGAGAAGCUCUUGAUGAAAUCGAGUCACGUCACAAAGAUAUUAUAAAACUGGAAUCCAGUAUACAUGAGCUGCACGAAAUGUUUAUGGACAUGGCAAUGCUUGUUGAGGUUCAGGGUGACAUGGUCAACAGCAUAGAGAAAAAUGUGAUGAAUGCAGUUGAUUAUGUAGAACAUGCAAAAGAAGAGACGAAAAAGGCAGUUAAAUACCAAAGCAAGGCUCGCAGGAAAAAGUGGAUAAUUCUCAUUAUAGUGCUGGUGGUGCUUGCUGUACUUGCUUUAAUAAUUGGCUUGUCGGUCGGGAUUAAGUGAUGCUUCGAUAACCUCAGCAUGCAGCCUCGCUCUGCUGUUGUGCAAAAUUGGUGUUCAUAAUAAUUUGUGUAGCCGUAAUCCUUCUAAUCCUUGGAAUUGUCCUAGCAGCGACUUUCUCAUAACGAACAGCACAUUCCAAGAGUUUGGGAUCUUCUGAAUCACACAUGCAGGGAAACCAACGUGGCCUAGUUCUUGUAAAGAUGCCUUUUCUUGCCAUAAUGAAAGUUUCUUUUGCAGGAUUGGCCAUUUACUAGCUAUUUAAAUAGUCAAUAGCACUUACGUUUUACUCCUGCAAGUUGGAACCAAAUUGUAACCACAGUUGUUUUUUCUUAUUCCAAACAAGAAAAAGCUGGAAAGCCUAUCAUAUGGACAUGUAACCUUAAAAGCUGCUAAAUCUUUUCUGCACUAACUAAUUUGAAGAUGAAUUCCAACUUUAGGUACAUCAGUGUUACCAGUAUAGAAUUAGGGAAUUAGUUUGUGGUUUUUUUGUUUUGUUCUUUUGCCAGAAGCAUUCAGCUUUUGAAAUUUGGCUUCGUUUUUUUCCACUACUAAUUCAUCUUCUUAGCAUAACAAUCUUGUUUAAAAUUAAAGCAGCCACGUUCUCUAAAUAACUGUUUGACUUCAAUCCUAAACACAUUUACUUUGGAGGUGGGUCACACUGAAGCAACUGGAUUUACUCUGAAGUAAAUGUCAUUGAGAUUGAGAUGUGGCUUUCUCUUGUCUCCAGUUUUAAUGUUGAAAAAUGGUCUUAAACUAUAGGUCUUAAGAUUUGUGUGUGAUAUUUUUUAAAAAGCAAGUAAUUUUUUAUAUUCAUUUUUAUUAGCGUCAAGGCAAACAAGUAGAAGUUGAAGUGCCUCUUUAACAGUGACCUCAUCAACUCUUUGCUUUUAAAACUUAAACUCUAUUAUGAAUAACUUUUAAUCUGUGCUAUAAAACUGUCUCUUUUUAAAGAAGAUCCACUCCACUGUGAAGUUUGCUAAGUGCUCUCUCUGUAUGUUCUUUCAGAGUUUUGUUAUAAAAUGCUUAAAGGACACAAGAUUUCUUGAGAUGAAUGAGAGGUGCAGUCCAUGCGAGGGAGACUUCCAUUCACCUCAAUGGAGGGAAGGGAAGCUUUGCAUGCUUCUUCAGCCACCUCCGCUGAAGUGAAUGGGGAAGGCUUCAUGGGUGGCACUGAUCCAGACACGCACCAGGGCCCAUUGGGAAAAGGAUCUUUGGGUCCACGUUCUCUUCUCUUGUGCAAGUCCUGUUAAUUUUAGCAAGACCUGCAACUGAGGCUGAUUUAGUGGGCCGUGUUCAAAAUGCCUAGUAAGAAAAUGGGCUGCAAUUAAAAAAAAACGUGAUGAUGGAGCAAAGAUACAAGUGUCUUGAAGCUUGACUUAAUUUUGAAAUACUUCCAAUCUGCGGUGUAUGCAAAGGAACUCAAAUGCGCACAGAUCAGAUCUGCGUUAACAAUAUUGGGUGUAAUGCAGUGAGCCACUUCUUUGCCAAGGAGCAAAAAUCAAGGUAUUGCUUCUUUACCAUUUCUGUUUGGUCCUUGAAGAGUGGGUGGUUGAUCAAGAGAAACUGGCAUGUUUAUACUUUAAAAAUAAUAAUAAUAAUAAUAAUCUUAAAUAAAACACGGAUUUUGUUGGGGAAUUGGCUUCUCAGUUUCCAAAACAUGAAUGAAGUGUUUGUGACGGCAAAAGCUUCGAUCCAAAGAAAGUUGGUUGCACUGAAAUCCUACUGAAAUGAAUGGGACCUAACACACAUAACUUCCUCUGGAUUUGGGGCCAAAGUGUCCAUCUGUUAGCAACUUUUAAGCAUUUCUGAAGUAACCCAGACGUUUGAAUUUUGUUGGGUUUUUUUUGUAUCGUGUUUAUUACUGUGUAAAAUAUUUGUAAGUGUAUUUUGAUUUGCUACUGUUUAAAUAUAGUAAUGUCGAUAUUUAUGCUGAAAGUGAAAUAAACUAUAACGGGUGCCUUUUUAAAAAACCAAACCAAACCAGAAUGUGGCCUUGAAAUGCUUAUUUCUCUGUGUUGUGUGUAUAAUAGAUAUAUAUAUAUGUAAACAUAAACUGCAGGUAUACUUUGCCUUGCAGUGAACAUUUUUUUUUCAUGUAACCUCUCAUUUAUUUUACUUUUUAUGUAUUUGAAAGACAUACUGUUAAACAAUUGCGACACAUGCAGUGACCUAAAAAGGUGUCUGUAAUAGUGGCUAUUGCUGAUGUGUAUAAAUUCUUGGCGCACUACAAAUGUUCUGUGGAAAGUGUUCACCCUGAAAAUAUGGAGACUAGUAAAUAUAACAUUCCAAAUAA